AUGUCUUCGCCUCAGCAGGACAGCAGGUCACUCGUCGCGAGCGGUUCGCCUCUCACCAUCGAAGACGAGGGAGGGCACAGUAGCUGGUUAGAGCAGCCCAACUCGACCAGCCCCGUUCGACCCACCUUCCCCUCGCUCCCCUCGUCCUCGCGCCUCCAACCGUCCUCCCUUCCUUCCUCCCUGCCGCGCCAUCUCAGCACACGAUCUCUUGGCCGUCCUUCCUCCGCUCGGACGAGCUCCGACACCCCCCGCCGUCCACCGCUGGUCGACCGCGUAACCUCCACCCGCUCGCUCUACCUCCCCUCGAUCAACUACUCCGGCGAUACCCACGAUGACUGGCGCUCCACCGCUCUCGGCUCGACACCCCUGGACCGCACGAUGGACCGCAUCGGUAUGGGCCGCUAUCAGUGGACCGUCCUCCUCCUCUCCGGUCUCGGCUGGGCCGCUGACAACAUGUGGAUCCAGGCCAUCGCCAUCAUCCUCCCGCACAUCCAGCGCUACUUUGUCCUCACGGACGGCAUCGUGGGAUUGGCGAGCUCGAGCAUCUUCGUGGGCAUGUUCGUCGGGUCCAUUGCAUGGGGUGUCGUGUCGGACUCGUAUGGACGGAGGGCGGCAUUCAAUGUGACCUUGGCGGUGACGGCGGUGUUUGGGACGCUAGCGGCGAUGGCUGGGUCGUUUGCGUUGUUGUGUGUGCUGCUGUUUGCGGUGGGCACGGGCGUGGGCGGGAGUAUGCCGACAGACUCGUCGAAUCUCGUGGAGAAUCUGCCGGUGAGGAAGCAUAGCUACGUGACGGCGUUGUCGGUGUUCUUCUCGGCAGGAUCGGUCGUGUCGUCGCUGAUCGGACUGGCGGUGUUGUCGGCGAGCGAUCCGGACGGGUGGAGAUGGUUGCUGGGCGCAUUGGCGGGUGUAACCGUGGUGUUUGUGUCGGCGAGGGUGGCCUUUUUCCGGCUGUUGGAGUCGCCCAAGUACCUGGUGCACGCUGGACGGCCGCAGGAGGCUAGGGACAUUUUGCAGAAGAUUCAUCGGUAUAAUGGUGGUGCAACAAUCUCGUUAAGGAUACAGGACGUCGAGGAUCACAGCCAUACGAAUGGGGCAGCUCCGAUAGGAGACCUGGAGACGAGUCAGCAUUCCAUGCAUCAACGGUCGAGCACCACAGAUGCUGCUCCGGAGCAGCAAGACGAUAACGAACAAUCAAACGGACAAAAGCACUCUUCACAUCGGUUCAGAGACAGCUAUACAGCAGACGAGGAAGAGGACGACGAGGAAGACAUCCCAGACCGGGAAGCAUCCUCUCGACCUCUCCUCAACCCACAUACAGACGAUCAGGCUCUACACUCGCCCAAGAGCGACUCCCGCAACAGCAUCAACGAGCGGCCUAGCAGCACCGUCAUCCAUCCCUCUUCAUCGACCCCUGACAUCCCACCGUCCCUCACCUGGCUCCCCUCCUCCUGGCAGCCAAGCGCAUCCGACCUCGUCUCACGGUACAGCGAGCUCUUCUCCCCCUCGUGGAAGCGCACGACCCUCCUGAUCUGGGUCAUUUGGGGUGGCAUGUCGUAUGGCUUUACGACGUUCAACGUUCUGCUUCCGAAGCUGCUCGAGUCACGGUACGACUCACCCGCCGCGAUGCAGGGCGAGCCGGACGACGCCUCGAUACGAAGGGCCAUGUUGGAUAUCUUGCUCUACUCGCUCUCGUCGUUGCCGGGGAGUUUGAUCUCGGCGUACAUGGUGGAGACGCGGUUGGGGAGGAUCGGAACCAUGGUCAGUUCGACCGCGAUUAUGGCCGCGGCGGUGCUGGUGUUUUCGCUGACCUACUGGCGGUCCAGUUUGACGGUGGUCAGCGUGUCGAGUUCCAUUUCGUAUGCUGCGAUAUAUGGGUACACGCCCGAGGUCAUGGCUCCCACCAUUCGAGCGACGGCGUGCGGCACAGCAUCGGCCAUCAGCAGGGUCGCUGGCAUCAUCGCGCCUCUGUUGGCAGGAUGGGCGUUCUCGCUGUCGCCGGCCGUGCCCCUGUUCAUGGCAACAUCGGUGCUGGUCAUCGUGACAUCAGCCAUGGCCUUGCUGCCUAUUGAGACCCGUGGUCGUGCUACGGACGGCAACGGUGUUGCAAGUCACUGA
This is a messenger RNA of Kalmanozyma brasiliensis GHG001, 2115 nucleotides long. Its product is annotated as General substrate transporter. The record is from RefSeq and is a predicted model, not a curated record. Gene Ontology annotation, biological process: transmembrane transport. NCBI's taxonomy places the organism in Eukaryota, Fungi, Basidiomycota, Ustilaginomycetes, Ustilaginales. The coding region runs from base 1 to 2115 and encodes 704 amino acids. The transcript has a single exon. Gene Ontology annotation, molecular function: transmembrane transporter activity.